Gossypium arboreum is the source of this 1524-nucleotide messenger RNA. RefSeq names its product receptor-like protein EIX2. The coding region runs from base 1 to 1524 and encodes 507 amino acids. Gene Ontology annotation, molecular function: protein binding. Lineage: Eukaryota; Viridiplantae; Streptophyta; Magnoliopsida; Malvales; Malvaceae. The record is from RefSeq and is a predicted model, not a curated record. The transcript has a single exon.
AUGACUUCACUUCGCCUCUUGGAUCUCUCUGACAAUCAAUUUAGUGGCUAUUUUCCUUCCUUGAUAAUUAGUAACCUAACAAAUAUCGAGUGGCUUGUGCUAUCAAGAAAUGAGCUUCAAGGCAAGAUUUCACUUUGUGUUUUUGCUAAUUUGUCGAGGCUAAGUGAACUUGAUAUUUCUUUUAAUCACUUGGAAGUUGAAACAGAGAUGAUGUCACCAAGUUGUUUUCCAUCUUUCAAACUAAGUACUCUGUCUUUAGGUGGUUGUAAUGUCAAGAAAAUUUCUCCUUGGAUGCUUCACAAUAUCAAUUCAGAAUUAUGGCUAAGUGGCAAUAAUUUGACUGGUCCCUUCAAUAGCAAUUUUCAGAACAUAACCUCAAAGCUUAGUCUUCUUGACAUUUCUGACAAUUUCUUACACGGGACACUACCGGAAGAUAUCAACUUGAAUUUUCCAGAGCUGCGUCAUUUAGAUCUUUCCAAUAAUAGCUUCAAUGGCAACCUCCCCAUAUUCUUCAGUGACCAACUUCAGAUGCUGGACUUAUCAAACAAUCAAUUCCAUGGAGGGAUUCCCUAUAGCAUGACAAGUAAUAUGAGUUGUCUUGUAUAUUUGAGGUUAUCUGGAAACAAUUUGACAGGUGAUUUGUUUCCGAAAAACUCGAGUUUGCCUAACUUAAGAUGGCUUUAUCUCAACAACAGUCACUUGUCUGGAACAUUUCCAUAUGCCUUGUCGAAGAGCGUGGAGUUAGGUAUUAUUGACAUUCAGAAUAAUAACUUGUCAGGUGAGCUUUCAUCAUACUUGCCUGUCCUCCCAAAGUUAAAGAUUCUAGUCCUCAGCGGGAAUCGGUUUGGAGGGCAAAUACCGAAGCAAAUUUGCCAAAUGAGAGAUUUGAAUGUUUUAGAUAUUUCAGAAAAUGAUUUUUCUGGUGACAUUCCUGACUGUGUUGACAAUGUUACUUCUUGGUUGGAUAGUUCUUAUAAUGGUUAUAUUCCAGAUGACUCUUGGAAUAGCAUUGAUUUCACGACCAAGGGUUCAAGAUACAUUUAUAAUAGCCCCUUUUUGCUAUAUUUAACGGCAAUAAGUGUCUCUUGCAAUAGACUAACAGGUAAAAUUCCCAUCCAAAUGACACGAUUGAAGAGGAUUUAUUCUCUAAACGUGUCGAACAACCUUCUCACAGGUCAAAUACCUUCUUCCUUGGGAAACAUGGCAUUUCUAGAAAGCCUAGAUCUUUCACAUAACAAUUUCUUCGGUGUAUUACCCUGUAAAUUAGUUGGUCUUGGGUUUCUCCAAGUUUUUAACGUAUCAUUCAACAAUCUAUCAGGCAUGAUACCAAUAGGGGGACAAUUCAAUACAUUCGAAAAUGACAGUUAUUUAGGCAAUCCCGGCCUUUGUGGAUUCCCACUUCAAAUCAAACGCAAUGACAGUGCAAAGACACCACCAAUUUAUGCUAGAGUAGAGAAAUCUGUUUCAAUUAUAUAUUUUGCGGUUUUUAUAUGUCCCUUUUUCAUAGUUAUUUUUUUAGAAUAA